Physella acuta is the source of this 3922-nucleotide messenger RNA. RefSeq lists its product as uncharacterized. Gene Ontology annotation, molecular function: zinc ion binding. Lineage: Eukaryota; Metazoa; Mollusca; Gastropoda; Physidae. The record is from RefSeq and is a predicted model, not a curated record.
CUUGCAUUCAGUUGUGCAAUCAUUGUUUACAGAAUUAGAUCUAGAUCUAUAUAAAACGAGUACUCGUGAAGCUUAUUCACUGGUUAAUUUAGAUCUGAAAAAAAGAUAUAAAUUAAAAAAAGAACAACUGCUGUAGUUUUAAAUACGUUAACCAGUAGGUCGAUAUAGCCAAGGAGUGUUAGACUACUAGUCUAGAGUCUAGAUCUUGUGACCAGUUUUCUUGGCCACUUGAGUUAACUUUACUUGAACUUUGACCGGACUUCAGAUCUAGUCUUCAAUCAGGUUAAUUUUAGACCUAGAAAUCUAGCUAAGUUUCUAGAUUCUACAUCUAGUUUCUAGAUCUAGUACUUUAAUACACUUUUGUCCCAUUCAUUUUCUAAAAAGGGAUACUUUGUGUAAAACUUUAGAAAUUUUGGAAACAAGCUCUAGUACUAUUACUACUCAAGUAACAACCUUGGAAGAACAAAGUCUUCUGAAUAACAGCAGUACUUCUCAUCUAAUGUCAUUACCUGUUUGCAAGUUUUUCAACACAAAUCAGACAUGCAGAUUUGGUAAAUACUGUAAGUUUUCUCAUUCAACUGCAGACCGCCCUCCUUCGUUAAAAAACAGUGAAAUUCAUCAUGAAGAACUAAAACAGCGCGUCGACCACACAGGUGCUGCUAGUGCUACUGACAGCGUACACAAUCUAACAAGUGAUUGUUCUGAAAAUGAGAAGCUAUUGAACGAGGAGCAAGUUUCUAGUGAAACCAGUCAAACACAACAGACACCAUCAAAUAGUGGUCAGAAUGCAGGCUCAUCAGUGAACAAGAGACCUACAUCAAGAAAAAUCUGUUAUUUUUUUUCAAGUCAAGGUUAUUGUCGAUAUGGAAGAUUUUGCAAUUUUUCCCAUGCAAUAUCAAAAAAGGAUGGUCAAAGUAACCAUGAUGAAAACAAAUAUGAUAAAACCAGACAGAGAAAGGAAAUUCCACCUCGAUUUAAAAAAUCUGAGGAAUCCAAUACUGUAUCAAAAACAGAAAAUCUGACUGAAGAAGUUGAAAAUGAAGAAAAGGAUACACUUCCAACCCAAAAUCAAGCCCAAGACUUGAAGUAUCCUCCUAAAAAAGCUGAAGAAAAUAAAAGGAUCUGUCGGUUUUUUAAGUCAAAUCGAUGUUGGAGAGGGGGAAAGUGCCGAUUUGAGCAUCCUAAGACUUCACAUGCUGAUGAGAUUGCUGGAGGAGGCACAUCUGUUAAAGAUAAUGAACCUGUCACUUCCAAUGAGCCAGAGGAGGAAACAAAGAAUGAAGGGUCACAGAACAAGAGUAAACAGUCCAAGCCACCUCCUGGUAAACAAAUCUUUACCCUCCUGGAGUUGGAGAGAUACAGUAUUGAUGGCUUAAGAGAUUCUGAGAUUCAGUCUAUCAAAAAAAGAUUUCCUAAAGAUAAAAUUACAGUAAUUACAGAUGAGGAGAUAUUUUCUGCCAAAGUCAUCUUCACUCCAACUGAUCCAGAUUGGCCAUUUGAUGUCAAGCAUUAUGAGCUGCUCAUAAAAAUACCAGCUGAUUACCCCAAAGAGAUGAUGCAUGUUGAGCUUCCUACAGAGCAAGAUUUACCUGAAACAGUCAGGAGAUAUGUGGAUGUCAGCAUCAAUGAAUUUCUGAGUUUAAGGAAAGUGCAGUUAAGAGCUAGCAAUAAAGUUGAACUUUUGUUCAGGCCAUUUCUGCGAUGGUUGGAUAGACACAUUGAAGACAUUACAACAGAUGCUCUUAAGCAGUUGAAGAGAGAACUUGUAGCAAGAGCUGCUGGCUUAGAGUUUAUACCUGCUGAAAAACUGAAGGCUAGAUUUCAGGCUGUCAGUGAGUCUAGUGAUGGUAAUGGAGACAGCCAAGAAGAUGGAGAUGAUGCUUCUGGUGAUACUUCUAGCGAGCAAGAGGAGUCUAGUGAAUAUGAAACCUCUGAAGAGGAAGAUGAUGAAAAUACAAACCCCACACAAAAUCUAGAUCCAGAUAAAAAGGGUACUGAGGUGGCAUUGCGAAACUUACAACUAAGGGAGAAUGCCUCAGCCCUUUUGCUUGAGACACUGAAACUUGUUCUUCAGUGUCAAAGAUGCAAGAACCAUUCUGAGCUGAUUGUCCCUCAUGGCAGAGUGAUGUCCCUUCAGUGCAUCAAGUGCAACCAGAAACAGUUUGUCAAUUAUCGUGCAGCUCUGAUGCAUCAAUUUUCCUCCAUUGCUGGUUAUUUAGAUGUGGACGGAUGUCAGGCUUUUGACCUCAUCUUCCAAGACAGCCGUGCUGCUGUUACAUGUCUGGCAUGCAGUAAACAGACACGCAUAAAUGGUUUGGUUACAGGUCAGCUGAUUGAUGGGUGGUGUCAAGCCUGUAAUGCUAGGUUUAAGCUGGCCAGUGAAUCUGUUAAGUUCACUCAGCUCGUCCAGUCUGUUAUUGAUACAGCAGGAAGUAAAGUAGUUGAGGUUACAACAAGUAAAGCCAAAAAGCCACCUAAAGAUCCAGCAAUUAGGGAGGGCUAUCCUUUGCCUGAGUUUGGAACUUGCAAACAUUAUAAGCACAGUUAUCGUUGGCUAAGAUUUUCUUGCUGUGGAAAAGUCUACCCUUGCGACAUCUGUCAUGACAAGAAAGAAGAUCAUGAAAUGGAGAUCGCAACAAGAAUGAUAUGUGGACACUGUUGUAAAGAGCAGAAUUUUGCUGGUAUGCGGCCAUGCAGUGGAUGUGGACAGCACAUGACUAAAGUCAGAUCCGCACAUUGGGAGGGAGGUACUGGAUGCAGGGACAAAAUAGCCAUGAGUACAAAAGACCAGCAAAAGUACAAGAAUAUGAAUAAAACCCUGUCCAAUCAUAAAAAGAAAGUAGAAAAGGGAGCUACCAAGAAGAAAACUACAAAGCUCAGACAUAGUUAGAAGUAAUAUUGUUACUUUUUAUAAUUUGCUAUUGUAUUGUUUGUUCAAACAUUAAUUUUUACAUUUGAACAUUUUUUUAAAAUCUUUUUUUUUUGGUACUCCAUUAUUAUAACUUACAAUUUAAUUAUUCUCUUAUAAUACAAGAAUAAACAGGUUUUUUUUUUCAGAAAUAAUAUACUCAGUCCUAAAUAAUGUAAUUAUGUUUCAAAUUAAAAUACUGUCACUUUUUAAAUGUAAUUUACUUGCAAUACUUUUUUAAAGUAAUUUUUAUCGUCUUUUUUUUUACAUAUCUUACUAUUCUUCAAUUUCAGAACAAUAAAAAAAUAAAUAUUUAUUUUAAAUGAAGUCAAUAUUUUGUUUUGUAUUUUAAUAAUUAAUCUUUAUUUAAACACAAUUACCAACGAGAAAAUGAAAUUGUUGACUUUUGAAGGAUACUAUUAGAGUUAUCUCCCUGUUCAUCAGAUGGAGUUAUUUGCUUAAAAUUUAAAUACAUCAAAUGAGGAGCUUAAACGCAAAAAGGCCCCCUUUUUAAAUUCAACCUAACCAGUUCCAGCUAUGCAUUGAAUUUUAUCACCCACAAAAGAGUAAAAAGAGAAGGUGAUAUAAAAUGAACUAUCAAUUUUCAAUGCCAGUACUUGCUAAUUUUUAUUUAAACAGAAUGGUGUUUUUUAGAAUGCACUUAAGCCCUUUUGCAUUUGGGCUCCUAAAAUAUUUUGAGAUGUUUUUUUGUUUUGUUUUUCAAUUAUUUGUUACAAAACUUAUGUUCACUUUUAUAUCCAUAUUGUUUUCCUAUAUCUGUCAGCAGCAUAUGCAAACAGAUAUAAGACCUUGCAAAUGACUGAGAAUACAUUGAUUAAGCAUACUUCAUGCAGGCAUGUUAGUUUACUGCAAACGUGGUUUACUGCACACAAUUUUGUAUAUUUUUGAAACAUAUCAAAUAUUUAAAAGAUCACUUAAUUAGAACACAAAAAAAAAUUCAUUAUUGUAGAAUGUUUGCUAACUUCUGCAUUGUUACGAUUAUACUAUAUUUUG